AUCAUGAAAUCCUUCUUAGCCACCUUGUUGGUUUGUCUCUUGAUUGCCUACACUGUUAGUGCUCAAAAUAUGCAAUGGAACGUUUGCAAGCGUUUCUCCUCUCAAACUUUGCAAAUUUCUUCCCUCUCAAUUUCUCCAGAUCCACCACAAGCUGGCAAUAAUUUGCAAGUCAAUCUCCAAGGUACUUUAACCUCACCAAUGGGCACAGGAGCCACUGGUACUGUUGAAGUUCAAUAUGCUGGUACUCCAAUGUAUUCCGGUCCUUUUGAUCCAUGUCAAUUCUUGCAAGGAUCUAAUACUCCAUGUCCACUUGCUAAGGGUCCAACUACUCUUUCUGUUUCUCAACAAAUUACUCCAAUGGCUCCUGCUGGAGGUCCAUAUCAAGGAACUAUUAUCAUCAAUGAUGAAAAUAAGAAUGUUGUUACUUGUAUUGAUUUUAAUUUCAUGAUGAAUUAA
Messenger RNA from Naegleria gruberi, 456 nucleotides. RefSeq lists its product as uncharacterized. The record is from RefSeq and is a predicted model, not a curated record. Lineage: Eukaryota; Heterolobosea; Eutetramitea; Acrasida; Naegleriidae. The transcript has a single exon. Gene Ontology annotation, molecular function: sterol binding. Gene Ontology annotation, biological process: sterol transport. The coding region runs from base 4 to 456 and encodes 150 amino acids.